AUGCUCCUGACUUUUGCUCUGGUAUAUUGUUUCCUCAUUUUGUUCACUCGAUGGCACACCUUUCGGGAUCCGACGUCGGCUUUCUUCGAUUCUUCCACCGGGUACUUGCCCGCCUACUCCACGGUGCGAUUUCAGCAGGCUGAUCGCUACAUCAACGACGCCAACAACGGCGCCGCUUACACCCAAUGGAAAGCCUCGGAAAGCCCUCGCAUGUGCGUGGGCGUCGCCUCCGUUGCCCGAAAAGGCGCUCGGUAUUUCCGGAGCGCUGUGGGCUCGAUAUUGGAAGGCUUGAGCGAGGCUGAGCGCGCAAACAUGUAUUUGAUUCUAUUCAUCGCCCACACAAAUGCAACGGAACACCCUGCCUAUUCUGAGCCGUGGCUCCACAACGUGGCCGACCGGGUCCUGCUGUACAACGAAACAGAGGUCGAUGUUAACCACAUACACGACCUUGAGACCGAUUCCGCCAAGUUCUUCGCCCGGGAAAAGGCCUUGUUCGACUACACGUACUUGCUCAAGGCAUGUCAGGACGUCAAUGCUUCCUUUGUCUCUAUGGUGGAAGAUGAUGUCCUAGCUUUGGAUGGGUGGUUCCAUCGGACGCUCUACGCCGUCGACGAGGCAGAUCAGAUGACAGUGGACAAGGGCGCAUCCAGCUGGCUCUACCUGCGACUCUUCUACACCGAACAACUCCUCGGUUGGAAUUCCGAGGAGUGGCCGGCCUACCUCUUUGGCUCCGUUAUCACAGUCGGCUUCAUCGCCUGCGCCCUACUUGGAAUCCGUCGCUACCAACCCAAAAUCCGGCCAAUGCUUCCCGACGACACGAUCUUGCUUCUCUGCUUCAUAUGCACUCCGCUUCUUAUCGGACUCUAUUUCGCCGCCGGACGAGUCACCAUGCGUCCUAUCCCGCCCGGAGUGCACGAGAUGUCUCGAUUUGGAUGCUGCUCACAAGGCUUCGUGUUCCCGCAAUCGCGAGUCCCUGAUCUCAUCCAUCUGUACGAGGAAAGAAAAGCCGGUUACGUCGAUAUGCUCACCGAGGACUUUGCCAACGCGAACGAUGAGAUUCGAUACGCAAUCACCCCAAGCGUCCUGCAGCAUGUAGGGCGGAAAAGCUCCAAGGAGGCGGACUGGAACAAUACCAAACCCAAGCAGGGGAUCACCGAUCUAUGGAACUUUGCCUACGAAAUGAAUGAUCCGGCGUAUUUACGCCAGGAGCAUGAUGCAUUCCGGGAGCGCCUAUAG
This is a messenger RNA of Aspergillus steynii IBT 23096, 1236 nucleotides long. RefSeq lists its product as uncharacterized. The record is from RefSeq and is a predicted model, not a curated record. The transcript is spliced from 2 exons. Gene Ontology annotation, biological process: GPI anchor biosynthetic process. Gene Ontology annotation, cellular component: Golgi membrane. NCBI's taxonomy places the organism in Eukaryota, Fungi, Ascomycota, Eurotiomycetes, Eurotiales, Aspergillaceae. The coding region runs from base 1 to 1236 and encodes 411 amino acids. Gene Ontology annotation, molecular function: glycosyltransferase activity.